UGAUUGAUUCUCAGUGCUCUCUUUUGCGUGUUUCAACUUCUUUUGUUCUUUAACGAUCUGAUCCCAUGUCUUUGUUUCUUGUUCGAUUGUGAAUUUGAGAAAAUGGCGAUUCGAGAUCUAUCUAUGUAUUAUACGUUUUUUUUUCCCCUCAGUUUGAACUGAUUCGGAAAUGUCAAGAGAUCAGAUCUAUUCGUUGAUAGAGUCUUUGGGGGUUUACGAUCUUAAUUCGUUUACAUCAGAUUUGGCUUAAUUCUGUAUGUUCCUCCUAACUGAGAUGGCACAACGAGAAUGGAAGAAGAGUAUGAGAGUCGUCGAAUGAGGAGAUGGGAAGAGUUGGACACUGACAUCUUAGUAAGAAUUUUCCAGAAGUUUAGCGUCUUUGAGCUGACUUCGGGAUUAGCUCAUGUUUGUAGAGGAUGGAGAGCUGCUUGUUGCGAUCCUAUUCUAUGGAAGACUCUUGAUUUGUCACACAUGAGAUCUAGUUUCAUCAAGAUCCCAUUAGAGCCUUAUGUCUAUGUUGAACGCCGCUCUGAUGAGGCCCUGACCCGCAUCCUGAAACUUUCCAUGAACCUUAGCGGAGGAAACACUAGGACCUUGAUCUUCCAUUUUAACUUGUUUCUGAGUGAUGAUCAGCUUACUUACACCGCUGAAAGGUGUCCAGGGUUGAGACGGGUCGUCCUUCCAGCUUGGAACAGAAUAAAGAAGACGGGUAUAUGCAAAGCUAUAAGGAUCUGGAAUGAUCUAGAGUCACUAACAAUGCCAAGCAUCGCAAACCCGCCUUAUCUCUUAACAGAAAUAGCCAAGAACUGCAAGAACUUUAAAGAGCUCAAGAUCAUGGGUCCAUUCGAAGUCUUCUUUGCAAACACGCUCAUCACUUGCCUCCCAAACCUCAAAAUCCUCAGCCUUAGAUGCUCGGCUAUAAAGCGGGAAGCGCUCGUGAAAAUCCUUGACGGAUUACAGAGCCUUGAAGUGCUCAACAUAUCACACUCUCACCUGGUGGAGUACAACAGUUGGCAACCGCAGCAGAAGGUGAUUGUUAGGGAGCUCGAUAAGACGAUAAUGGAGAAAACAACGAGGUUGAAGAGGUUUUUGACUUGUAUGGAGCACAAGACGUGUUUGAUGUGCCAGAGGACAGAGAACGAUGAAGGGAUAGUGAGAUGGUAUAAGUACGAAGAAGGAGAGUGGAAGGUUGAUGAAGUGAGUUCUCUUCAUCUUUGAUGUUUUUUUUGUGAUAUUUUUUCUUUGUGGAGACUUAACUUCUUCUUGUUCAUUUAUACUUGUUUGAGUUGCUUUGUGAGUUGUUUUGAUGUGAACGAUAUUAUGUGUAUAUAAUGUGUAGACGUUGUAUGUAGUGAUCAACUUUGACACAAAAUAGGAAAAUAAAACAAUAAACUUUCAAUA
Molecule: messenger RNA, 1401 nt
Organism: Camelina sativa (false flax)
Lineage: Eukaryota; Viridiplantae; Streptophyta; Magnoliopsida; Brassicales; Brassicaceae
Product: F-box/LRR-repeat protein At3g48880
Molecular function (GO): protein binding
Source: RefSeq, a predicted model, not a curated record